AUGAAGUUGACUUCUAUUAGAGCUAGAGGCAGGCGCAGCGGUCCCUCGCUCAUAGUAUCCACAACUCCAGCAACUGUUCUUCGUCAUAUCUCAAAUCAAGAAAACGCCCCCCAACGUGCAAAGAGGCUGGCCAGCAAGCGUAAAUCGCUCUUGGAGCGCCAAAUCCCACUGGAAAUCAUGGAGCAGAUCUUCGUCCUCAGCGAGAAUCUCAACCUUCCACAUUGCAGCCCCCUCCUCGGUCGCCUCCUUUCAGGCCGCUCCACUCUUGUAAGGCUGUUUAUUGCUGCCUUCCAACCUACCUGGGAUUGCUGCUUUGGAGUCAACAGACAAGAGAUCAAAACUGUUCAUAAUAAGAGGGCCGAUAUGCAAGCUGACACAACGACUCCUUGGUGCUUCGAUUUUGUCUCUGAGUCAUAUUUUGGGGACCCAAAGUUUCAGUCAGGGAUUUUGGCGUGCCAAUGGCUGAGUAUGGACAUCAUUCUCGAAGCGCAGCGGGUUUGGGCCGGACGUUUUGCUUGCGACCGAUGGUUUUCACACACUCAUGUCAGCUUAGAGGAUGAGGACGCCAAGCACUGUUACCAUUCUACACAUAAUCGGAGUGGUGGUUUUGGCCAUUUUGAAUCAACCGGCUGCUUCGAAUAUGAUUGGGUUCAAUAUGGCACCAAUGGCGUCAAACCUUCUCUCAACUUUUACGUCGAUGUGCAUCCCCACGCCACCAUUCCUGACGAGCUAGUCAUGGGGCCAUGGACGACCCAGCAACAGAUGAUAUUAUUCUGGCUUCGCAGAGGGAGCGCAAGAAUUCAACCCAACUCGCAGACAUGGGAGAUUUUGCUGAAGGGCAUUCAAAACGCAGUCACUGACCGCAGCCCGAAUCACCAGGAUGGACGCCUCAUACAGAUGCUUUUGCUUCAGGAAGACUUCUUUCCGACUCAAAUUCUCGACAAAGACCAUUACAUCUGGCCAUUGGAGGUCUUGGACAAAGAGAAAACAAAGGUGAAGAGGAUAAUAGAGGAGCGGCAACGCAGCGGAGUCGCCUACCUGCCCGAGCUUGAUGAGCUGAACAAGCGCAUGGUUCACUACCGCCGUCGUGCACUCGACUUCUUGACUUGGCAGCAGAUGGUUUCCAUAGGAAAUACAUAG
This is a messenger RNA of Colletotrichum destructivum, 1140 nucleotides long. RefSeq lists its product as uncharacterized. The transcript has 3 exons. NCBI's taxonomy places the organism in Eukaryota, Fungi, Ascomycota, Sordariomycetes, Glomerellales, Glomerellaceae. The record is from RefSeq and is a predicted model, not a curated record. The coding region runs from base 1 to 1140 and encodes 379 amino acids.